Molecule: messenger RNA, 1218 nt
Organism: Colletotrichum karsti
Lineage: Eukaryota; Fungi; Ascomycota; Sordariomycetes; Glomerellales; Glomerellaceae
Exons: 5
Coding region: 1-1218 (405 amino acids)
Biological process (GO): transmembrane transport
Cellular component (GO): membrane
Molecular function (GO): transmembrane transporter activity
Source: RefSeq, a predicted model, not a curated record
AUGGAGAAAGCCCCUCCGCCAGGCGUUGACACAGACGCUGCGCGCCUGGCGGACAUGGGGUAUUCCCAGGAUAUGAAGCGAAACUUCUCCGUCUGGUCUGUUCUCGGCGUCGGAUUCUCUCUCACCAACUCGUGGUGGGCCGUCUCCGCCGCCCUCAUCACGGGCGUCAACUCCGGCGGACCGUGCCUGCUCGUGUAUGGGACCAUACUGCUGGCCGUCGUGUCCAUUGGUGUUGGAGUGUCUCUGUCUGAGCUCGCGAGUUCUAUGCCCAACGCCGCGGGGCAGAUCUUCUGGGCUUCCGAGUUGGCCCCUAGACGUUAUGCUCGCAUCACUUCCUACGCGACGGGGUGGUUGGCAUGGGCAGGGUCUAUAUGUGCCAUUGGGACUGUCGCCUUGUCUGUUUCAUCGGCCGUGGUUGGCUGCUACCAAUUGACUCAUCCUAAGCUAAUCAUCGAAGCAUGGCAUGUCGUUGUGGGAUACCAAGUUUCUAAUUGGUUUGUGUUUGUCUUCAACUGUUGCGGCAAAAUCCUCCCCACCGUUGCUUCUGUCUCGCUUUACACGACGCUUGUCUCUUUCGUCGUCAUUCUCGUCACGGUGCCCUCGGCAUCCGAGACGCACCAGAGCGUCGAAUUCGUCUUCACAACAUUUAUCAACAAUACCGGAUGGUCAGAGAACACCAUGGCCCUCAUUGCGGGCCUGAUUAACGUCAACUACGGAUUCUCGUGCCUUGAUACGGCAGUACACAUGGCCGAAGAAUUAGAACGUCCCGAGAAGAUGAUUCCCAUAGCCAUCAUGGGCACGGUGGGUAUCGGGUUCGUCACUUCGUUUGGAUUCAUCAUCUCCAUGCUUUUCAGCUUGACGGACUAUUCGUCUGUACUAGAGACACCCACCAUGGUGCCCAUUCUCGAGUUAUUCUAUCAAGCCUUGAGGAACAAGACAGGCUUUCUCUACCUCGGGUCUACCACCGCAUUCAACAGUGUCCUUUCGGGCUGCAUAGUCCUCCCUUACCUGUCUUGCGGCAUCCCUGUGGCCUGCCUGCUGAUUCGAGGGCGAAGUACUAUUCACCACGGCCCAUUUUGGUUGGGCUCCUUCGGACUCAUUUGCAAUAUUGUUCUCCUUGUCUGGGUCUUGUUUACCUUCGUGAUGUAUUCAUUUCCCGCCUCCAAGCCAGUGGCAUCAGACAGUGAGAAUCUCGCAGACUCCGUUCCAUUGACAUAG